GGGUGCCAACGGCGUGUGGGCGGGGCCUAGGGAGUGAGCGGGGCGCAUCUCCCGCUAGGAGUUCCUAGUAAAGUGGCGGGAGCCGCAGCUAUGGAGCCGCAGGAGGAGAGAGAAACGCAGGUUGCUGCGUGGUUAAAAAAAAUAUUUGGAGAUCAUCCUAUUCCACAGUAUGAGGUGAACCCACGGACCACAGAGAUUUUACAUCACCUUUCAGAACGCAACAGGGUCCGGGACAGGGAUGUCUACCUGGUAAUAGAAGACUUGAAGCAGAAAGCAAGUGAAUACAAGUCAGAAGCCAAGUAUCUUCAAGACCUUCUCAUGGAGAGUGUGAAUUUUUCCCCCGCCAAUCUCUCUAGCACUGGUUCCAGGUAUCUGAAUGCUUUGGUUGACAGUGCGGUGGCCCUUGAAACAAAGGAUACCUCGCUAGCUAGUUUUAUCCCUGCAGUGAAUGAUUUGACCUCUGAUCUCUUUCGUACCAAAUCCAAAAGUGAAGAAAUCAAGAUUGAACUGGAAAAACUUGAAAAAAAUUUAACUGCAACUUUAGUAUUAGAAAAAUGUCUACAAGAGGAUGUCAAGAAAGCAGAGUUGCAUCUGUCUACAGAAAGGGCCAAAGUUGAUAAUCGUCGUCAGAACAUGGACUUUCUAAAAGCAAAGUCAGAGGAAUUCAGAUUUGGAAUCAAGGCUGCAGAGGAGCAACUUUCAGCCAGAGGCAUGGAUGCUUCUCUGUCUCAUCAGUCCUUAGUAGCACUAUCAGAGAAACUGGCAAGAUUAAAGCAACAGACUAUACCUUUGAAGAAAAAAUUGGAGUCCUAUUUAGACUUAAUGCCGAAUCCAUCUCUUGCUCAAGUGAAAAUUGAAGAAGCAAAGCGAGAGCUAGAUAGCAUUGAAGCUGAACUUACAAGAAGAGUAGACAUGAUGGAACUGUGACAAAAGCCAAAUAAACAUCCUUUUCCCUAACAAAGUAAAUCGAAUAGGACUUUACAGAGUUAUUUUUCCUCUUGGCAUUUCCUAAUAACAAAAUUUUCUGUGUUCUUAGAUUACAGAAUAUCAUAAUUGAUAGAAUAUGGUUUCUUACUGUGUGUUGCAUUUUUGUGCCCAAAUACAUAGUUUUCAUAUUAAAAAGCCUUUUCUCUUA
Messenger RNA from Gorilla gorilla gorilla (western lowland gorilla), 1135 nucleotides. RefSeq names its product HAUS augmin like complex subunit 1 (gene HAUS1). Lineage: Eukaryota; Metazoa; Chordata; Mammalia; Primates; Hominidae. The transcript is spliced from 9 exons. Gene Ontology annotation, biological process: spindle assembly; centrosome cycle. Bases 91 to 927 code for a protein of 278 amino acids. Gene Ontology annotation, cellular component: cytosol; HAUS complex. The record is from RefSeq and is a predicted model, not a curated record.